Messenger RNA from Plenodomus lingam JN3, 1320 nucleotides. RefSeq lists its product as uncharacterized. Gene Ontology annotation, molecular function: protein binding. Lineage: Eukaryota; Fungi; Ascomycota; Dothideomycetes; Pleosporales; Leptosphaeriaceae. The record is from RefSeq and is a predicted model, not a curated record.
AUGUUUGUGAUUGCGCAUUCUCGGUGGUGGCAACCUUGUGCUGCAAUCGCGAUCCUCGUCUCGCAAACUGCAGCCGAACUCUUCUACACAGCAACUAGUCCUGCGAUUCAAGACGGCCUCUUGAACAGGCCUCCGUCCAUCUGCUCCAUCGCACAAGACGGCUAUACCACCAACACUUUUCCAUGGACCCAUCACCCGACUUGUGUCGAUCUUACACUUCACGAUCUUCACGACCCGGACGUUGAGUUUCGUCGAACCUUUUGCGCAUACACUAACCGUGACUACAAUGACAAUCGCGGUAUAAGUCUUGUAGUUCCUCCAGAAGUUGCAGCGACGUUCACAAAUGAGGCCUACAGUCUAGCACUCGGUGGCUUGGAUGGUCAGAUUGGCGAAGAGCUGGGCAUGUGGGAAGUGAGGGAAACGGAAGACAGGGGAAAGGGCUUGUUCGCGAAGAAAGAUGUAGCUGCUGUUUUCGCCGGAGAGAGCUUGAUUGUACAGACGCCCGUCUUGUUGGUCUCCAAGGAAUUACUUACGACGGACAUGGCGUCCGAGCUGGAGAGGGUGUUGAAGGCCGCUGUAGAGCAAUUGCCGAGUGCUACCCAGGAACAAAUCAGAGCACUGGAUUCUUCGAAUGCCGCCGUCCCGAUUAAUGUGGUACGCGAAACUGGUAUACGGAUCAAUUGGCCGUGGGCGGACGAGGUUCCCAAACUUCUCGCUGUCAUUCCAGAGGCUGCUCGUAUCAAUCAUGCAUGCCGCCCGAAUGCCGGCUGGCGAUUCAAUGACUACACAAUGUCUGUCGAAAUCUUUGCACUGAAGGACAUCAAACCGGGCGAGGAGAUCACUGUGAGCUAUGGCUUCGAAACUCGAUCCUCCGCAAGGCGUAUGAAAUCCAUCGAAGCGAAUCUGGGCUUCACGUGCCGCUGCUCACUGUGCAGCGCUGAUCAAGAUGUCAUUGAAGCCUCCAACGAUCGUCUCAGUGAAAUCAAAGCGCUGAAGUCUGUCCUACCUACUGAUGAAAAAGAAUCCCACGAAAUCGCGAGGCUUUUGCCAUUUCUUAUUUCUCAACUCGAGAAAGAGGAUCUACAAAUGGAUUUGCCAAAAUAUGAAGAAAUCUUGGCGUACACGUGGUCUAGCUUCGGUAUGGAAGACCGAGCCAAGUACUGGGCUGGCAGGGCAAGAAAGCAUUGGGCAGUCAUUGCGGGGAAAGAUAGUUGGCAGCAGAAGAGAUGUGCUGAUCUCGAGGACGAUGUCAGGGCACAUCCUACUUGGAUGACGUGGCAAGGGGAUCCAUGGGUAGAUGUAGGCGAGGGACAAUCAUAG